Impatiens glandulifera is the source of this 4453-nucleotide messenger RNA. RefSeq lists its product as uncharacterized. The transcript is spliced from 27 exons. The coding region runs from base 276 to 4232 and encodes 1318 amino acids. The record is from RefSeq and is a predicted model, not a curated record. Lineage: Eukaryota; Viridiplantae; Streptophyta; Magnoliopsida; Ericales; Balsaminaceae.
AAACAAUACCUUUCACCAUUCUUGUUCUUGAGAGUUCAAUUGGUUAUGUAAAAACCCUCAUCGGCUGGUUCCUUCUUCAAGCUCCAGAAUCUGUAACUCCAACCGCGGUGGAGAGAGAAAGGGGGAUAGCGAGUCGAUACAUGUGCGUUUCUCAACCCUAAGGAUGAAAUCCUCGUUUACUCUCACAUCAAAACCCUAGAAAACACAAAUCGUACUUUCUCAUUGUAUUCCCCUUAUCUACAGUUGCAACAAGGGUUAUUCUCGCCUGAAUAAACAUGUCUGGGCAUGCGAGGGAUCAUGCUUUGUCUCUCCUCGCUGCAGCCAAUAACCAUGGCGAUUUGGCGGUGAAACUCUCUUCUUUGAAGCAGGCUAAGAAUAUUUUGCUUUCAGUCGAUCCGUCACUUGCUUCAGAACUUUUUCCUUAUUUGCUCGAGCUUCAAUAUUCUCCGGAGAGACUCGUACGGAAAUCCCUUGUUGAAGUUGUGGAGGAGGUCAAUAUGAAGGCAAUGGCACACUCAUCAAUAUUAGUUCGAGCCUUAUUAUCAUUUUUAAAGGACAACGAUCCCACUGUUGUUCGGCAAGCUAUUGUUAGUGGCACUAACAUCUUCUGCAAUGUUUUAGAAGAGUUAUGGUUGCAGCUUAAUCGGCGUGGCUUUGUUGAGAGGUGGCUUGAAGAACUUUGGACAUGGAUGAUUAAGUUUAAGGAUGCUAUUUUUAGUCUAUUGUGGGAGGGAAAUUUUGUUGGUACAAAGUUGCUGGCACUAAAACACAUGGAGACAUAUAUUUUAUUUUUCACACCAGAAACCAUUGAUUCAAAAAAGUCAACUCUAGAAGCAACAAAAAGAAGACAAAUUUUUAAUAUUUCAUGGAUGAUGGGUGGCCAUCGACAUUCUAUUUUGGAUCCAGCUGCUCUCACAUCAGAUGCAAGUAAAUUUGUUGGGAUAUUAUUAGAUAUGAUGCAAUCAGCCAGCAGGCUCCCUGGUCCCUUGGCAAUAUUUGUUUCUAAUUGUCUUGCAAGUAUAGGAAGAAAGAGGCCACUGCACUAUAAUGCUAUACUGUCUAGAAUGCUUGAGCUCAAUCAGAACCUUGAAACAGUGAAAGGAGGUCAUAUUGCCAGUUUCCAGUAUUCUCUUCGAUCUGCUUUUCUGGGAUUUCUUAGAUGUACUUAUCCUCCUAUUUUAGAGUCUAGAGAUAGAUUGAUCAGAGCACUACGAGGGAUGAAUGCUGGGGAAGCUGCAGAUCAAGUUAUUCGACAAGUUGAGAAAAUAAUGAGAAAUAAUGAGCGUGCUUCACGAGAUACCAGACUGGCAAAGGAAGAUCAGUUAACAAACCAGCUGCUUCCCGGAGGGGAUGUUGUAAGGAAACGCCCUUUGCCAAUGGAAAAUGAAGAAUCUGAUCGUGUUAGUGGUGUAGAUUUGAAAAAAAUUCGUCACAAUCUUAACACACAAGUGGUGCUGCCUCGUCAAACAAAUGGAUGUAUGCAGGAUUCUGUUUCUAAUGGAGUAUCUCAGAAUAUCCCGACAAUGGGAACUGCUAUGAAUCUUGUUGAGCAAAUGAUUUCCAUGAUAGGAGCUUUAAUAGCUGAAGGAGAUAGAGGUGCUGACUCUCUUGAACUGUUAGUAUCACAACUGCCUCCUGAGGUCAUGGCUGAUAUGAUCAUGGCAAACAUGAAGUACUUGCCUAAUGUUUCUCCUCCAUUAUCAAGAAAUUACACCACGCCAUUAACUCAGCAUGGUAUCCAAAGUUUUUCUGUCUUGGCCUCGACACCUAUUGGGUCCACAAAUCCUUUGUCAGCUCAAAUAGUAGCACCUCCUUCAUCUGCCAUUAGCACAUCAUCCUCAGGCAUAACACAUUCAGUGAAUAUCACAACAGAGCCUAAACGUGAUCCACGAAGGGAACCCCGUCGUCUUGAUCCACGACGUGCAGCUGCAGCCGCAGCAGCACCUGCUGAAAUCCUACCAAAACCUAUUAAGGAUGUCAUCACUUCAAUCAAAUGGGACUCCACUCCAUCAGUCCCAGUGGUUAUUGAUGCUGAAAUUUCUUCAUUGCCUCCGGAUCUCAAGGUAGUAGAAGUUGAUGUACCGAUUAUAGAAAAUACUGUAGUUUUCGGAGGUGACCAGUCAAUUCCAAAUGCUGAAACUUCGAGUGAACUCAUCAAGGAGAUUGUGCCUGUUCUGGGUCCUAAUGUUGAUUCAUUUGCAUUACCCCAUGUUGAUGAAACUGACGAGGAAGUAAUGCAGCAAACUUCAUCAGACAUGGUGGCAGAAGAUGAUUCUCUUGAUAUGUCUCUGAUGCAACCUAAUCUCACAUCUCUCUCUGAUACAAGUAUGAGUGUUGCUGAAGAACCUCAGCGUGAUUUGCCGCCGCUUCCACCAUAUGUAGAGUUAACAGAAGAAGAGCAAAAAAAUAUUCAGUCAUUGGCUGUUGAACGUAUUCUCAGGUCAUAUACUGGUUUACAGGGAACAAAUUGUUCUCAAACAGGCUUGGCGUUGCUUGGUCGAUUGGUUGCACAGAUUGGUACUCAAGAUGAGAUUAUCAUUCUGAUGCAAAAGCAUGUUGUCUCAGAUUACCAAAGCCAAAAGGGACGUGAUCUUGGCAUACAUAUCCUUUACCAUCUUCACACACUCACUGUUUCUGACCCAUCUGAACAGUCCUCAUUUGCUGGUGAAAUCUAUGAGAAAUUCCUGCUUGGAUUGGCAAAAUCACUGUUGGAUACUCUUCCAGCAAAUGAUAAGUCGUUUAGUCGGCUUCUGGGUGAAGUUCCAUUUUUGUCUGACAGCUCAUUAAAACUGUUGGACGAUUUAUGCUCAUCAAGUUAUCAAUCAAGUUCUCUUCACGAAGGCGACCGAGUAACCCAGGGUUUGGGUGCUGUUUGGAGUUUGAUUUUGGGCCGUCCACCCAAUCGCCAAGCUUGCCUGAAUAUUGCUCUAAAGUGUACAGUGCAUUCCCAAGAUGACAUUAGGACCAAAGCUAUACGUCUGGUGACGAACAAACUCUAUGUGCUAAGCUACAUAUCAGAGAAUAUUGAGAGAUUUGCAACAGACAUGUUCUUAUCAGCUAUUGAUCAGCGCACUUCUGUUUCGGAGUCUUGUAAAGAAAUUUGUCCUGAGAAUAAGCCAGAUAGGGAGCAAGGGGGGAAGGUAACAUCAGUUAGUGGUUCACAAUUUUCUGAACCUGGAAAGUCAGUGAAGGGUGAACAAGCAGGCCCCGAAAGUGAAUCUUCAGAUUCAUUUGCUGAAGCCCAUCGCCUUAUUUCUUUAUUCUUUGCUUUAUGCACAAAGAAACCUAGUCUUAUUCAACUUUUAUUUAAGAAUUAUGCACAGGCUACAAGGGCUGUUAAGCAGGUUGUCCAUCGCCAUAUUCCUGUUCUUGUAAGAACACUGGGUUCAUCAUGUUCUGAGUUGCUACACAUAGUAUCUGACCCCCCUGAAGGAAGCGAAAAUCUGCUGAUCCAAGUGCUGCAGAUCCUAUCUGAAGGAUCAAAACCUUCUCCUGAUCUCAUUAACACUGUAAAACAGUUAUAUGAAACUAAAAUCAAGGAUGCUUCUAUUCUCAUCCCAGUUCUGUCAUCCUUUUCAAAGGAGGAGGUUUUGCCAAUUAUCCCAUGUCUUGUGGACCUUCCACUAGAAAAGUUCCAAACAGCUCUUGCUCAUAUAUUACAGGGUUCUGCCCAUACUGGUCCAGCUCUGACACCAGCCGAAGUGUUAGUUGCAAUCCAUGAUAUAACGCCCGAGAAAGAUAGCCUCGCACUUAAGAAGAUUACAGAUGCUUGUACAGCUUGUUUUGAACAACGUACGGUUUUCACGCAGCAGGUUUUGGCAAAAGCCUUGAAUCAAAUGGUUGAGCAAAGUCCUCUACCUUUGCUUUUUAUGAGAACAAUUAUUCAGGCCAUUAAUGCCUUUCCUACUCUGGUUGAUUUUAUCAUGGAAAUACUGUCGAAGCUCGUCACUAGACAGAUUUGGAGGUUACCAAAAUUAUGGGUGGGAUUCCUUAAGUGUGUGUCUCAGACUCAGCCUCACUCUUUUCCAGUAUUACUACAGUUACCUGUUGCUCCACUGGAAAAUGCUCUGAACAAAUAUUCAAAUUUGAGAGGCCCCCUUGUGUCAUAUGCCAACCAGCCUGGUGUGAGAAGCUCAAUUCCCAGACCAACUCUAGUCCUACUUGGACUUUCAAACGAAUCACAGGCGGCAGCCGAAACAUCUUCUUCGGUUCAUGGGACAGCCACAACAUGAGACGACAAGAUUGGCCUGCCCCUAAAGAGUCAAUAAUCCAGAUCUUGGAAUUGAAUUGAAUUGUUUGUAUUUUAUAGAUAGAUAAAUUUAGAUAGCUCUCAAGAGUUGUAUUAUAUGCCUUUGGGGGUUGGGUGGGUGGAGGGGAUGGUUUUGUUGUCUAGGUAUUAGUGAGUUAUUGAUGUUGAUUUUGCAUAGUUUAAAUCAAUUACCUUUUUUACAUA